Messenger RNA from Gamsiella multidivaricata, 1017 nucleotides. Its product is annotated as heme peroxidase. The transcript has 2 exons. Gene Ontology annotation, biological process: hydrogen peroxide catabolic process; cellular response to oxidative stress; response to reactive oxygen species. Lineage: Eukaryota; Fungi; Mortierellomycota; Mortierellomycetes; Mortierellales; Mortierellaceae. The coding region runs from base 1 to 1017 and encodes 338 amino acids. Gene Ontology annotation, molecular function: heme binding; peroxidase activity. The record is from RefSeq and is a predicted model, not a curated record.
AUGCGUGCAUGUGGAGGGCAUGUCACAAGGAUUAGUCGCGUCUGGUUUUCAUUGUUGCUCUUUUCACUCAUCAAGAGACUCUUCGAUCCUCACCACCGAUCAUUAGAGGGUGGCCUGCCCAAGGUCGCAAAAGCUGCCGGAGUCGCAGAGAUCGGCAGCACGGACAAGGACGGCAAGACCAAGACGGAGCCACUAGAUUACGAAAAGGUGUACAACCAUAUCGCGACGCUCCUCGAGGACGAUCAGUAUGAUGAUGGCAGCUAUGGACCGGUCUUUGUCCGUCUGGCAUGGCACGCCUCCGGUACUUGGGAUGAGGCCGCCAAGAACGGAGGAUCGAGCAAGGGCACGAUGCGCUUCAAGUCCGAGUCGUCCGUGGGCGCAAACGCGGGGUUGGGCAUUGCGCGUGAGCGUCUGAACCGUGUCAAGGACCGCUUCCCAGAUAUCUCUUAUGGUGAUCUGUGGACCCUUGCCGGUGUCUGCGCCAUCCAGGAGAUGGGAGGACCGAUAAUCAAGUGGCGAUCGGGCCGUGUGGACGGUAUGGAGGAAGAUGCUGCCCCAGAUGGUCGUCUCCCAGACGGAGCACGCCCGGAUCCCAAGCACGCGCGCGAUGUGUUCUACAGGAUGGGAUUCAACGACCAAGAAAUCGUUGCGCUGUUGGGCGCGCACGCCUUGGGACGAUGCCACAAGGAUCGCUCUGGAUUCGAUGGACCAUGGACUGCGUCGCCAACGGUGUUCACGAACGCGUUCUUUACCGAGUUGUUGGGUCGCAAGUGGGUUGAGCGCAAGUGGGAUGGCCCGAAGCAGUUCCAAGAUAAGGAGUCACAGUCCUUGAUGAUGCUGCCUUCGGACAUGGCGCUGACGAAGGAUAAGGAGUUCAAGAAGUGGGUGGAGAUCUAUGCGAAGGACGAGAAGAAGUUCUUCGAAGACUUUUCGAAGGCGUGCACGAAGCUGUUUGAGCUCGGUUGCGAGUUUGAGAAGGACUCGAAGAUGUACGAGUUCAAGCCCUUGAACGCGUAG